Messenger RNA from Hibiscus syriacus, 518 nucleotides. RefSeq lists its product as uncharacterized. The record is from RefSeq and is a predicted model, not a curated record. Gene Ontology annotation, cellular component: membrane. The transcript has 4 exons. Lineage: Eukaryota; Viridiplantae; Streptophyta; Magnoliopsida; Malvales; Malvaceae. Gene Ontology annotation, molecular function: ubiquitin-protein transferase activity. Gene Ontology annotation, biological process: protein ubiquitination. Bases 1 to 396 code for a protein of 131 amino acids.
AUGGCGCCUUCAAAGAAGUCUCAGCUGAUUGAAGCUGCAGUAACCAUUAGAGAUGGCCUGCAAAUUCCCAGAAGAGAGGUUGAACCGCAACACCGAGCAAUGAACGAUGAAAACGAGUUCACUCAAUGUACUUCCGCCGUCGAAAGAGGCGCCUCUUGCUGCCGAUCAAUGGCUCUCAUCUUCGCCGUGGUUUUGCUCGUAAAACAUAUCAUUGAUGUCAUCAAUGGCGAAACAGAUCAAUACCCAUUUGCACUUGUUAUGAUACUGCUAAUGAGAGCUACUGGGAUUUUAGUCCCCAUGUACAUAGUGAUUCGAUCGAUUUCAGCCAUUCGAAACAACAUUCGACGACGGGAUUCGGUGGACAUUGCCGGCGAUGACGACGGGGAUGAUGAUUGAGCAACAGCAGCAAUUUCCCGGUGCCCGACAGACAAACUUAUUGUAUGCUCAUAAUUGUUGCUUAACAUUUGUGAUCUGAGGCUUGAUACUGAUGCACAUCUUGUCCAAAUUACUUAUUGUUU